Messenger RNA from Triticum urartu, 3103 nucleotides. It is a transcript of the gene GALT1, whose product is annotated as galactosyltransferase1. The record is from RefSeq and is a predicted model, not a curated record. Lineage: Eukaryota; Viridiplantae; Streptophyta; Magnoliopsida; Poales; Poaceae. Gene Ontology annotation, cellular component: Golgi membrane. Gene Ontology annotation, molecular function: galactosyltransferase activity; carbohydrate binding.
CCUGCACGGCGCCUAUUCGCUCCCUCGCUCGGUCGGUCAGCUCGUCGCGUGGACUCGAAGCCUCGCUCAGCAGGCAUCCUUCCCUUUCCUUCGCUCCGCUUCGUCCCUACAGACCGUCAGACCCCCAUCCCUCUCCCAACUCCAAGCUCCAAAGCCCGCUUGCUGAGACCGAGCUUCUCUCCCCCCCUCCCCGUCGCUCCCUCUCCCGCCACCUUGCGCUCGCUCGCUUGCUGCGGCGCGCCGAGCUACCUCCGCCGUCCGCCUCGCUCGCUCGCUCCAGCGGCGGCAGAGGCCAGACGGGCAGCCCGAGCCGUCCCCUGCCGAGCGGCCCUCGCAUUGCGGCUGCGCCUCGUGGAUUUCCGGUCGCAUUGUGAGACGGGCGGGGAUCGCUCGGGUGGUGCCAGCGCGGCGCGGCGCGGCGGCGGUGGAGUGUCCUCGUGCUGCGCCUGAUCUCGCGCCCCCAGAUUCGUCGCCGUUCCGGUGAUCUGCGCAUUUGCUCUGCUGGACAGUAUCCGGCGGACACAGUGACUCGCCUCAGUUUCGCUGAUACACUUCUGUGUGCUAAUGCGGUUAUAAAGCUUUCAUCACACCUCUGGAACGUUUGUGUGACCUUCAAGGCGUUGAUGAGCACUGAACAACGGUGGCAGUUCAGCAGGAAUUGACUUGACUGGCUGAGUUAGAUGGGUUAGUUGUGAACUGAGAUUCUAUGGAUGCGUGAUAUUUUAGGCUGAAAAUACAGUGAAUGUGACCCUCAUACCAACUUGUCAUAUCAGUUUUGAGUGAUGAAGAAAUGGCACGGUGGUUCUGUCAUAGUAUGUUUGUUCCUAAUCUUGAUGUUAAGAUAUGUGAUAUUGGAUAGCCCGCUUGCUGAAAGAUCUCUUCAGUAUGUCUUCCAACAAAAUAGCACGGCACAGCUACACUGGUUAGAUGUUCCAAACCCACCUGCACUUCAGAAUCCACAGAACUUCUCUCAAGUCAUAUCAACUGAAUUGCUAGCUUCCAACCUUUCCAUAACAAGAAAUCUCUCUGAUAGAGAAAUACAGACAUUGCAUUCUUGGAAUCAUCUGAGGGACCUUGUAAAUAAUGCCCACAUCCUACCAGAUGGAUUGGAUGCAAUCAAGGAAGCUGGAGUUGCAUGGAGGAAGCUAAAUGCAGCCCUUGAAUAUGAUGACUCAGUUGUUUCAUUCAAUGGUAGCACACAGCAUAAGGACAAAGAGAAGCAAUGCCCAUAUUCCAUUAGAAGAAUGAAUGUUACAAGGGUGGGUGAUAGAUUUGUCUUAAGAAUUCCGUGUGGGCUUAUUCAGGGCUCUUCGAUAACUAUUAUUGGCACUCCUGGUGGUCUUCUGGGUAAUUUUAAGAUAGACUUAACUGGAGCUGCAGUCCCUGGUGAACCAGACCCUCCAAUUGUGCUUCAUUACAAUGUCCGUCUUCUUGGUGAUAAACUUACAGAAGAUCCUGUAAUUGUCCAAAAUACAUGGACUAUAGCUGAUGAUUGGGGUUCUGAAGACCGUUGCCCAUCUUCUGAUUCGGAUGCUAAGGACAGUGUAAAAGUGGACGAUUUGGAAAAAUGUAGCAGCAUGGUGGGCAAAGCCCACAAACAGAUCUUGGCCUCAAAGUCACAUUCUAAUUUUUCAAGCAUGCAACCUACAAGGAAAACAACUGCAGAACCUAAAAAAUAUUAUCCCUUCAAACAAGGAUAUCUUGCUAUAGCAAUUCUUCGUGUUGGAGCAGAGGGGAUCCAUAUGACUGUAGAUGGGAAACAUGUCACUUCCUUUGCAUUUCGAGAGGAUUUGGAGCCUGGGUUUGUUGGGGAAGUAAGGAUUGAAGGAGAUAUUAAAUUGCUGUCUGUGCUAGCGAGUGGCUUGCCUACAACAGAGGACUUUGAGCAUGUCACUGACUUGGAAAUAUUGAAGGCUCCACCUGUCCCUACGAAUAAAUCCAUUGAUCUUUUUAUUGGGAUAUUCUCUACAGCAAAUAAUUUUAAACGCAGAAUGGCGGUUCGAAGAACGUGGAUGCAGUACGAUGCUGUCCGUUCAGGAAAAGUCGCAGUUCGGUUCUUUGUUGGCCUGCAUAAAAAUGAGGUGGUGAACGAGGAGCUCUGGAACGAAGCACGGACAUAUGGAGACAUCCAAUUGAUGCCAUUUGUUGAUUAUUACAGCUUGAUUCUUUGGAAGACGAUUGCCAUUUGCAUAUAUGGGACAAAUGUACUUUCAGCCAAGUAUGUUAUGAAAACCGAUGAUGACGCUUUUGUUCGUGUAGAUGAGAUACUUUCGUCCCUACAUCAAGUAAAUAUCAGCCAUGGACUGCUGUAUGGUCGUGUCAAUUCUGAUUCUCAGCCUCACCGAGAUCCGUAUAGCAAGUGGUACAUAACUUCAGAGGAAUGGCCUGAAGAAAGUUAUCCCCCAUGGGCACAUGGACCAGGGUACAUUGUAUCUGAGGACAUAGCAAAAGAAGUUUACAGGAAACACAAAAGAGGGGAGCUAAAGAUGUUCAAGCUGGAGGAUGUGGCGAUGGGAAUAUGGAUCAAUGAGAUGAGGAAGGAAGGCAUUGAUGUCACGUACCAGAACGACGGAAGGAUCUUGGUGGAAGGCUGUGAGGAUGGGUAUGUGGUUGCCCACUACCAGGAGCCAAGGCAGAUGAUGUGCCUCUGGGACAAAUUCCAGAAAACAAAGCGAGGAAACUGUUGCAACGAGUAAGGGUGAACGAUCUUCUAUGUUCUGAUGGCUACUGCUUGCUGGCAUCUAACGGCAAGUUUGAGAACAUCCAUGAAAGAGGAGCCAGAGAGCUUCUCGCGGAUGGUUUCUGAUCACAAUUGACAGGCCACAAUUUUUUUCUGACAUCGGCCAUUCUUUUGUGUCCGUGUUCUGGAGUAGUUCCCUGGCUUACAACCAUAUAUUUUUGUAGGAGAUGUAGUAGGUCCCUUCGGUUUUGGCCAUAGGUAGGGAGGUGUGGCUGCUUGUAACAUAUCAUACGAGAACGUAGGGCUACAUUUUUAGGAUAGUUGGGAGGGCCAGCUUUAGCCAAGAAAAAUCAGUGGAUGAAUUUUGCAUCCGUGUAAAGCUAUUCGAGAACCACUUGUAUAAUUGAUAGUCCACUUGUGUUU